GACGGGACGUGCGAGCCGAGAGCUGAGCCGCUACGCCUUGUGCAGCACUUGGCAUAAAUAUAUGGCAGGCUGCUGUAACGCCCAUUCUGCACUGGGGACGGCCAGGCCGUGGCCGGACGGCGUGACGAGACGUUUCACCUAGAGGCUCCGCGCGGCCCAGGCCAUGGCGAGCGCCGCGAGCGCCGCCGUCCCGCCCGUGGCCGAGGAGAGCGCCGGCGGCUACGGCCUCCCCGCCGCGCCCGGCGUCAAGGAGGAGCUUCAGCUGGAGGCCGGCGCCGACGAGGGCCCCGCGCAGAGCGUCGCCAUGGGCAUGAAGUUCAUCUUGCCCAACAGAUUUGACAUGAACGUCUGCUCGCGGUUCGUGAAAUCUCUGAAUGAGGAGGACAGUAAAAACAUUCAAGACCAAGUGAACUCUGACCUUGAAGUGGCCUCUGUCUUAUUUAAAGCUGAAUGCAACAUCCAUACUUCUCCUUCCCCCGGUAUCCAAGUAAGACAUGUUUACACUCCAUCAACAACUAAGCAUUUCUCUCCAAUAAAGCAGUCGACUACCCUAACUAACAAACACAGGGGAAAUGAAGUCUCUACAACGCCUCUGCUUGUAAAUUCUUUAUCAGUUCACCAGCUAGCUGCUCAGGGGGAAAUGCUGUACCUGGCUACCCGUAUUGAACAAGAAAAUGUAAUCAAUCAUACGGAUGAAGAAGGCUUUACCCCUCUGAUGUGGGCUGCUGCUCAUGGGCAGAUAGCAGUAGUGGAAUUUCUCCUUCAGAAUGGUGCAGAUCCUCAGAUCUUGGGGAAAGGGCGAGAAAGUGCCCUCUCACUGGCUUGCAGCAAAGGAUACACAGAUAUUGUCAAAAUGCUGCUUGACUGUGGAGUUGACGUCAAUGAGUAUGACUGGAAUGGAGGCACACCUCUACUCUAUGCAGUGCACGGGAACCACGUGAAAUGUGUAAAAAUUCUUCUUGAAAGUGGUGCUGAUCCAACUAUUGAAACAGACGCUGGCUAUAAUUCCAUGGAUUUGGCUGUCGCCUUGGGCUAUCGGAGUGUUCAACAGGUUAUUGAGUCUCAUUUAUUGAAGCUACUUCAAAAUAUCAAGGAAUAACAUAUGUCUUUUCUGUGGCUUUCAGCUUUUGGCUUGAAGAUAUGGACUUCUUUUUAGCCCUGUAAUCAGUGAUAGGGGUUGUUUAUUUUGUACCUUUACCUCAGUUUAAAUAUUUAACUGACUUCAGUAAGCUUUUUAAUGUGCUUCCUCUUCUUUGGUUUCUAUUAAUAGAAAUAUGUGAUGUCAUUCUUUAACCUAAAAAAAAAAAGUGUCAGUUGUGCAACGUGAAACUUUGUGAAUAAAAACAGUUUAGAUUGUCUAAAUGUUCACCCUGAGUGCAAUAGGCAGUGUUGUGCCAAGUGUCCAGCUUCAUCUCCUUUAUAAUAGAGUAUAAUAGAGAAGAAAUUUGUUUAGAGCUUGAGGUAUAGUACCAUAGGUGGUAAAUGUCUUUACUGUUAAUAGACUCAAAUGUUCAUUGUGCGUGAUGUUUUUGA
Nothoprocta perdicaria is the source of this 1533-nucleotide messenger RNA. It is a transcript of the gene ANKRA2, whose product is annotated as ankyrin repeat family A member 2. Lineage: Eukaryota; Metazoa; Chordata; Aves; Tinamiformes; Tinamidae. Gene Ontology annotation, molecular function: protein binding. Gene Ontology annotation, cellular component: nucleus. The transcript has 9 exons. The record is from RefSeq and is a predicted model, not a curated record. Bases 164 to 1099 code for a protein of 311 amino acids. Gene Ontology annotation, biological process: regulation of gene expression.